GCUGGGGCAAGGGGCCGAGCUACAGGGAGUUGCUCCGGGCUGCGUGGAAGGACCGCCCGGAGGUGCCGCCGCCGCGGCCGCCUCCUUGUUGAGAAGAAGCGGCUCCUCCCCUGCCGUGCCCGGAGAAUGUGUGUGUGUCCCGGGCCCAGACGAAUUGGAAUCCCAGUCAGAAGUUCCAGCCUGCCGCUGUUCUCUGAUGCCAUGCCAGCACCAACUCAACUGUUUUUCCCUCUGAUCCGUCAUUGUGAACUGAGCAGAAUCUAUGGCACUGCGUGUUACUGCCACCACAGACAUCUCUGCUGCUCACCCUCUUACAUUCCUCAGAGUCGCCUGAGAUACACACCCCAUCCGGCAUAUGCUACCUUUUAUAGGCCAAAGGAGAGCUGGUGGCAGUACACCCAAGGAAGGAGAUAUGCUUCCACACCACAGAAAUUUUACCUUACACCCCCACAAGUCAACAGCAUCCUGAAAGCUAAUGAAUACAGUUUCAAAGUGCCAGAAUUUGAUGGCAAAAAUGUCAGUUCUGUCCUUGGAUUUGACAGCAAUCAGCUGCCUGCGAAUGCACCCAUUGAGGACCGGAGAAGUGCAGCAACCUGCUUGCAGACCAGAGGGAUGCUUUUGGGGGUUUUCGACGGCCAUGCAGGCUGUGCUUGCUCCCAGGCGGUCAGUGAAAGACUCUUUUAUUAUAUUGCUGUCUCUCUGUUACCCCAUGAGACUUUGCUAGAGAUUGAAAAUGCGGUGGAGAGCGGUCGAGCACUGCUCCCCAUUCUCCAGUGGCACAAGCAUCCCAAUGAUUACUUCAGUAAGGAGGCGUCCAAAUUAUAUUUCAACAGCUUGAGGACUUACUGGCAAGAGCUUAUAGACCUGAACACUGGGGAGUCGACUGAAAUUGAUGUUAAGGAGGCUUUGGUUAAUGCUUUCAAGAGGCUUGAUAAUGACAUCUCCUUGGAGGCUCAAGUCGGUGAUCCCAAUUCUUUCCUCAACUACCUGGUGCUUCGAGUGGCAUUUUCUGGGGCCACAGCUUGUGUGGCCCAUGUGGAUGGUGUUGACCUUCAUGUGGCCAAUACUGGUGAUAGCAGAGCCAUGCUGGGCGUGCAGGAAGAGGACGGCUCUUGGUCGGCAGUCACUCUAUCUAAUGACCACAAUGCUCAGAAUGAAAGAGAAGUGGAACGCCUGAAAUUGGAGCACCCGAAGAAUGAGGCCAAGAGUGUGGUGAAACAGGAUCGGCUACUUGGCUUACUGAUGCCUUUUAGGGCUUUUGGAGAUGUAAAGUUCAAAUGGAGCAUUGACCUUCAAAAGAGAGUGAUAGAAUCUGGCCCAGACCAGCUGAAUGACAACGAAUAUACCAAGUUUAUCCCUCCUAAUUAUUACACACCUCCUUAUCUCACUGCUGAGCCAGAAGUAACUUACCACCGAUUAAGGCCACAGGAUAAAUUUCUGGUAUUGGCGACUGAUGGAUUGUGGGAGACAAUGCAUAGGCAGGAUGUGGUUAGGAUUGUGGGCGAGUACCUAACAGGCAUGCAUCACCAACAGCCAAUAGCUGUUGGUGGCUAUAAGGUGACUCUGGGACAGAUGCAUGGCCUUUUAACAGAAAGGAGAGCCAAGAUGUCAUCAGUAUUUGAGGAUCAGAAUGCAGCAACCCAUCUAAUUCGCCAUGCUGUGGGCAACAACGAGUUUGGGGCUGUCGAUCACGAGCGCCUCUCCAAAAUGCUUAGUCUUCCUGAAGAGCUUGCUAGGAUGUACAGGGAUGACAUUACAAUCAUUGUAGUUCAGUUCAAUUCUCAUGUCGUGGGGGCAUAUCAACACCAGGAACAGUGAGUGGGUCUUAACUCUGGCAGUUCUCGAAGGAAAUAGAUUUAAAGAGCAGAUAGAUUUUAAAAAGAUACUAAUAUAGUAAACAUUUCCAGUGGGUCAUUCUAAGCAUUUCCCCAUUUGAUACUCUAGUCAGCCAAGUAGUCCACAUUGACUUUGUAUCCGGGUGGCAGGAUCCUGAGUCUCCUUCUGCUUAACUCGGACCUCACAGCACUUGCACUUGAGGCACGUCAGUUCCUUACUGCAGAUGUCUUAUGACAUUGGCUUCUUUUUUCAAUCUGAGAAAAUCAGGAUGACCUUACAAACAGGAUCUUGAACAGGCCCAAAGCAAGGAACUUGCUGGGCAUAUUCUCUUGGUAAAAUGAAAAAACAUUACACAGCUGCAGACCGCUUUCAUCACCAAGAUUUCACUGUACAUGAGAACAUUUAUUUAUUGCAUGAUCUCCUAGAUAUACAGCCUAUGCAUUAUUCAUAUAACUUUAUUUUAACCUGAAGUAGUUUUCAAAUCCAGUGCUUUAAGCCAUAAAGGACCGAGAACCAAGUAAUCUGAAUUUGUAAGUGUGUGUGCUUAUUUGACUGGAAUCCUGCUUAAAUGGAAAAACAAAUGCUACCCCCUUCCCCUCCCCUGAUUACCUAAUGUGAUUGAAACAUUUUCUAUCUUGCCACACACUUGAAGACAAUAAAGGUGUUUAGUUUUUACUCUUAUUGAUGUUAAAUAAAGGAAAAAUAAUUUUUUCAGUUUAUAUUAAUGAAAAGCUUUAUUCAGUUUGAAAUAAAAGAUCCAGAAUGAAGAGAAGAGACUGAUAUGUUCAAUUACUGUCAUCUGCAGCCACCAGCACGUCACUCUUAUCAUGUAGUCCCCCGAAGCGUGGCAUGCUGUGUGUGCUGGGUAGACUGCUGCUGGGAAAUCAUACUUCUAAUUUAGUAGUGAUAAUAAUUUUCAUCACUUUUGGACUUUUAAGGAUGACACAUAUAAAAUAAAUUUAAAUAUAUAAUUUUGGGGAGUAAGGUUUAAUAUUACCUUUGGGUGCUGAAACGAGGAGGAAGUUUUUUGUUUUUCCCCACUUAGAUGUAGGUCAAUUAAAAUAAUUGGUUUAAAAAUUACUAAAUGCUUUUAAACAUAUUGUAGCUUAUAAAUAGGAAUGUUAAGAUAUAUACAUGAGAAAUUUUUAAAGGUAAGUAUUGUGCAUGCCUGAUGCUUAAUGGAACACUUAGCAGCAUCAAGUAUUGUUUGCAGCAGUCGCCAUAAUUAUAUGCAGUCUCUUCCAAUGCUGUAUCAAAGUAAAUGAAAAUACAUAUAUUCAAAUUGGCUUUAAGGGAGCUUAUUUAAUAUGCAUCAAAUGGCAUUUUGUUCCUGUGUUUAAUGGUGAUCCAUGUACAGCUGUGCAUAUAUUUUCAUCACUUAUUGUAGCAUCACUGAUAAAAGAAUGGCUAUGACUAUGUUUGAUUUUCACAUAGAUUUUAAUACAAAACAUGAUCGGUUUUCCCUUGUGUAAUUAGUUGAGGGGUGUUUAGGUCCUUUCAGAUUUCUGUAGAAUAUGAACUAGAUAUUCAAGGACUCCCUCUGGACUGUGGACACUGAAGCAAGGAAGAAUUGGCUGCAAAAUUUGUUCCAAUUGAAAAUAGACUCAGGAAGAUUGCAGCUCGGAGGACCAUAUAAUGUUUGUUUUCUGAGGUCUAUUUUUUUUUCCUUUUUUUCCCCCCCUUGAGUCAGCUUGAAACUUUCCUCCCCGGCAGUAUUUUGGAGGGGGAAAAGCUAUUGUACUAUAUACUUAUUUAUAAAUGUUUUGACAGAGACUUCAUCUUUUUUUUUUUUUUAUUUUUUUUUAUUUUUUUGCUGUACGCGGGCCUCUCACUGCUGUGGCCUCUCCCGUUGCGGAGCACAGGCUCCGGACACACAGGCCCCGCGGCCAUGGCUCGCGGGCCCAGCCGCUCCGCGGCAUGUGGGAUCCUCCGGGAUCGGGGCACGAACCCGUGUCCCCUGCAUCGGCAGGCGGACUCUCAACCACUGCGCCACCAGGGAGGCCCGAGACUUCAUCUUUUAAUGAAAUAUAUGUAGAAUGCAGUAGCAGUUAAAACUCAUUUUCAGGCUACUGUUAGAAUUUCUCUUGAACACCACCACUAAAGAGUUCCACAUUAUCUUAUACUUAGUAAAGUCUCAUCUCUGUAUAGUACAGUAUAUAUAAAUUUGGUUUCCCAUGGUCAUGAUCAAGAUAGUAAUUCUUAUUAUUACACAAGAAACUUGGUCUGCAGUCCAAAAGCCUGUCUACUCUCUAUAGAAAUGAAAAUGCAGUGUGGAGUUAACAGUGUGGAAAUGAAAAUAAUGGAAAUGAAAAUAAUUGGAUGUUAGAAAUAUGAAUAUUAUCAUCUAAAAGAAGUUGUGAUUUUAUUACAAUUGGUUGUCACUGUGAUGUGAUAUCUAGAAUUAAAGAA
Messenger RNA from Mesoplodon densirostris (Blainville's beaked whale), 4245 nucleotides. RefSeq names its product pyruvate dehydrogenase phosphatase catalytic subunit 1 (gene PDP1). Gene Ontology annotation, biological process: protein dephosphorylation. The record is from RefSeq and is a predicted model, not a curated record. Lineage: Eukaryota; Metazoa; Chordata; Mammalia; Artiodactyla; Ziphiidae. The transcript has 3 exons. Gene Ontology annotation, molecular function: protein serine/threonine phosphatase activity; cation binding. Bases 127 to 1818 code for a protein of 563 amino acids.